CAACAACCUCUGUCCUCAACUGUGCUGUCUGCCAUGUAAUAUCCUCUAGCUUCUGUGAUCUGCCAUAGCUGGGAUUAGAGCUGGUAGUCCAGCUCUCACUCUACGGAGUUAGAAUAAAGAGGAAUCAGAAAAGAGGACAUCUCUAGGACAGAUAACAUGAGAAUUAAUGUCUAGACACUUAGGGCUCAGACCCAGAAAGGUUGUGAAAAGUGCUUCCUCAGAGAUGGUUCCUCAUAGCAUAGGAGAGUGGGGAGUCACAUGUUGUCACCUUCUCCAAGUCCUAUUUCCUUCAUCUGUGGGGUGAAGAAGUAGCUUUCUUCCUUAUGUAGAUGGUAAGAGCAGAGGCAGGGCAUAGCCUUCCUCAUUUCCAUAGAGUCCAUGAACUUAUGGCAGGAGGAGGUACCUCCAUGACUUCUUUUUUGUUUCCUAGCUCUGUGCCCUCAGGAUCCAGCAUGGCACAUAGAGGGAAGCCCUGAGGAGGAAGAAAGAAGGGCAGCUGGGCUCCCAGUAGCUCAAAUCCAGGUGAGAUAAAAUAUCUGUUUUUUCUUGCAAGGUCAAUGUGUUCCCAAGGAUGAGGAUCCAGGUUUUCCUUGGCCACCCUAGUUGAUGUGAUUCCUUGAGAGACAGCAGCAAGAGAAUAGGCCAAGGAGUCAGCCAGUUAGCAAUUCCUGAAUGCAGUAGGGGAAUCCAGUUAGUUAUCCAUGAUACAGAGCCUUGCUGUCACUCUGCCUGUCCACAGAGCUAGACACAGCUAUGUCAUCACUUGUUUUGGGGAAGAUGAACCAUACCCAGUUUGGCUGGCAGCCCUUAUCCCUUUCCUCUCGUUCUUAACUCAUUGUGGCCAGAGGUUUCUAUCCUGCCCAAUCCUGUAGCCAUUCAGCCCCAAAGAAACAGAGGUCUACAUUAAUUAUAAACUGGUUGGCCUUUUAGCUCAGGCUUCAUAUUAGCUCUUAAGCCUACAUUAACCCAUAAUUCUUGUCUGUGUUAGCCAUGUAUCUUGCAUCAGUGAGGCAGUUUCAUCUUGCUUCCUCUUUGUCUGGGUGAGGCCUGCAAACUGAGUCUUUCUCUUCCCAGAAUUCUCCUGUUCUCAUUGCCCCACCUCUACUUCCUGCCUGACCACCCCACCUAUACUUCCUGCCUGGCUACUGGCCAGUCAGCAUUUUAUUAAACCAAUACAACUGACAAAUCUUUACAGGGUACAAGAUCAUUGUCCCACAGCAACUCAUGUAUUCAGAACCAGAUUCAGGCUGAUGCUGUGUAGUAUACUCCGUACUUGCUGUGAGAACAAGAACAGAUGUGAACCUUUACCCUGAGGACCUAACAGGCCACUUUCCAAGGUGGUUCACUCAGGAACCAGUGACUUUCAAAGAUGUAGCUGUGGCCUUCACCCAAGAAGAAUGGGGGCAGCUAGACCUUGUUCAGAGGACCUUAUACCGUGACGUGAUGCUGGAGACCUACGGACACCUACUCUCUGUGGGGAAUCAGAUUGCUAAGCCUGAAGUCAUCUCCCUGUUGGAACAAGGAGAAGAGCCUUGGUCAGUGGAGCGAGCAUAUCCCCAAAGUACUUGUCCAGAGUGGAUGAGAAAUGUUGAAAGCAGAACAUUGGUUCCAGCACAGAGUAUUUUUGCAGAAGAACAGUGCAGUGGGAUGGCAUUAGAAAGAUAUAUAUGGAAUGAUCCUUGGCUCUCCAGGCUAGGAGUUUUGGGAUGUAAAGACCAAUUAGAAAUGUAUCACAUGAAUCAGAGUACAGGUAUGAGACAAAUGGUCUUCAUGCAGAAACAAGUACUUUCUCAACGACGUUCUGAAUUCUCUGAACUUGGCACAGAGUACAGCAAAAGCUUAAACUUGGUUCCAUCUCAGAGAGUUUCUCAAUUAGAACAUUUCUAUAAACCUGAUGCACAUCUUGAAGGUUGGAGAUGUAAUUCAGCUAUAAUGUAUGCAGAUAAGGUUACCUGUGAAAAUGAUCAUGACAAAGCCUUCUGCCAGUCUCUUCAGCCUGUUUACCCUGCAGGAAUGCAAACUGGAGACAAUCUGUUGAAAUAUACUGAUGCUGUGAAAUCUUUUAAUCAUAUUAUACAUUUUGGUGAUCAUAAAGGAAUACAUACAGGAGAAAAACUCUAUGAAUAUAAGGAAUGCCGCCAAAUCUUUAACCAGAGCCCAUCACUUAAUGAACACCCAAGGCUUCAAAUCAGAGGAAACCCAUAUGACUAUAAAGAGUAUGAGAAUAUCUUUUACUUCUCAUCUUUCAUGGAACAUCAAAACAUUGGUAGUGUAGAAAAAGCAUAUAAAUACAACGAAUGGGAGAAAGUGUUCGGGUAUGACUCACUACUUGCUCAACAUACAAGCACUUACACUGCAGAGAAGCCCUACGAAUAUAACAAAUGUGGAGCAUCUUUUAUUUGGAGCUCUUACCUUAUUCAGCAUAAGAAAACUCAUACUGGAGAGAAACCCUAUGAAUGUGAUAAAUGUGGAAAAGUUUUUAGGAACCGUUCAGCCCUUACUAAACAUGAGCGGACACACACUGGAAUAAAGCCCUAUGAAUGUAACAAAUGUGGGAAGGCCUUCAGUUGGAAUUCUCAUCUUAUUGUCCACACAAGAAUUCAUACAGGAGAAAAACCUUAUGUAUGUAAUGAAUGUGGGAAAUCUUUCAACUGGAACUCCCAUCUUAUUGGACAUCAGAGAACUCACACUGGAGAGAAACCUUUUGAGUGUACUGAAUGUGGGAAGUCUUUUAGCUGGAGUUCCCAUCUAAUUGCCCACAUGCGAAUGCAUACUGGAGAGAAACCCUUUAAGUGCGAUGAGUGUGAGAAAGCUUUUAGGGAUUAUUCAGCCCUUAGUAAACAUGAACGAACUCACUCUGGAGCAAAACCAUAUAAAUGUACUGAGUGUGGAAAGUCCUUCAGUUGGAGUUCCCAUCUUAUUGCUCACCAGAGAACUCACACAGGAGAGAAACCCUAUAACUGUCAAGAAUGUGGCAAAGCUUUCAGAGAACGCUCAGCCCUUACUAAACAUGAAAUUAUUCAUUCUGGAAUUAAACCCUAUGAAUGUAAUAAAUGUGGAAAAUCCUGUAGCCAGAUGGCUCAUCUUGUGAGGCAUCAAAGGACUCAUACUGGAGAAAAACCCUACGAAUGCAAUAAAUGUGGAAAGUCCUUCAGUCAGAGCUGUCACCUUGUUGCCCAUCGGAGAAUUCAUACUGGUGAGAAACCCUAUAAAUGUAAUCAAUGCGAAAGAUCCUUUAAUUGUAGCUCUCACCUUAUCGCACACCGGAGAACUCAUACUGGAGAGAAACCAUACAGGUGUAAUGAAUGCGGGAAGGCAUUUAAUGAGAGUUCUUCCCUUAUUGUACACUUGAGAAACCAUACUGGAGAGAAACCCUACAAAUGUAAUCACUGUGAAAAAGCUUUUUGUAAGAAUUCUUCCCUCAUUAUCCAUCAGAGAAUGCACAGCGGAGAGAAACGCUUUAUAUGCACUCAGUGUGGAAGAGCCUUUAGUGGUCAUGCAGCCUUAAUUCAACAUCAGAGAAAUCAUAGUGAAAAGCAACUAUAACUAAAUUGGUCAGAGACUUUUCUUUUAUUGUGUUUGACCACAUACAAUAAAAACAUACAACAGUGGGAGAAAAAAGCCUACAAGUAUUACCGAGAGGAAAGUUUUUCAUCAAAAAUUCAAUAAGACUUGUCUUUAUUAUACAACAGGAAGUCUCUUUUUUAGAAGAAACCUCAUGAGUGACAUUAGUGAAAGGACCGGGGAACACCUUUUGGCAGUUAUGUGGCCCCUCUUCAGUGUCAGGGAAUUAUAGAAAACAGCUCCCAAGCUUCUCGUAUGAUCCACAAGGAAUCCAUAUUUGAGGAACAUGAUUGGGGAAGGAGUCAUUCCCUCAAGAGCUCUUAUUGGUAGAUUGGUGUACAUUAUUAUGGGGAAAGUCUUGUGCCAUGAAGAGUGUUUUGGCUGGAAAGACACUGCCUGGACUACUAGAUGGAAAGCUUUAUGUUAACAUUUUGUGCAUAAUUAUAGAAACAGGUUUUGCUAUUACAAGGGGAGGGGCUAGGUGCUGUUUAAGGGAUAGAAUGUGGAAUACUAAAUCUGAAUUUAAGAAAAAAAACUAGUGCAGUAUUGAGUGGGGUAUUUACUGUUGAUCAAGGUUAACUUCUUUAGGAAAGAUUAGUAAAGGAGAUCACUAAGGAUAGAAGAUAGAAAUGCUGUUGCCCAGAAAUAUGAGACUGAGCUUUGAAACAAAGUGAUAGUUAAUAAUCUAGUGUGUCAGUGUCCAUUGGUACUUAUCAAUGAAUUGCUGGGCAGUUAGUUUAUAAUUCUUUUAGGCAAUCACUAUAAAUUUUAAUUGUGGACACUGGAGAUAUACAUAACAGAAUGAACAGCCAUAAGGGUACAAUCAUUUAUAAACAUUUAUUGUGACAUCUAAAAAUGUGUUUGAAUAAAGACCUCUUAGAUUCUUGGAGACAUUAACCCAGUUAAUUAAUUAAUUAUAUUUUUUAGUUUAGUUUUUGUUUUUCUUUUACAAAUACAUAAGCACUCACCAUGUGCUUGGUUUUUUAAACGUUUUUAAAAAUAUUAACUUGUUUGUUCAAUUCCCAUAACUCUGUCAAGUAGGCUUUGUAGCUAUCCCAGUUUUACAAAUGGAUAGAUAGAAGCAGAUAUGUUGAGUCACUUACCAAGGGACACAAUUAGUAAAGUGUACAGUUGAAAUUGUUUGGCUCCAGAGUCUGUCUGUGUUUUUAACUACUGUGUUUUACUUUUGUUCAUUGUUUUUAUAAUAAAUAUCUGAUAAUAAAAUUUAAGAAAAUCCUCAGUAAUGAAAAAUGAAAUUUCCUGGUUUCUGUGUCCUGGGUUUCUGCUAACAUGUGAAUCAAAAUUCCUUUGAAAUAUAAACAACUCUGGAUCCUGGGUUCCAUAGAAUUCCACUGCUCACAGCUUUGAGGGUUACAGACAUCAGGGCAGUGUGAUCUUAAGCAAGUGUAAGGACUGUCGCAUGUGGCUUCAAAAAUUCUAAUAAAGCAGAGGCAAGGGUAUUUGUUCUUUGACAUGUUGGAAAGUAGUUCCCUCGGCAUCCCAGUCUUCAAGGUUCCCUUGGAGUUCAUUGUUAGCCUUUUUCUUAUCGCUUGAUAGGAGGGAGAAUUCAGGAUGAGAGUUCUGCUUGAGUCCAUUACCUAUAGUGAGAAAGAUCCUUUUAAAGGAGAAAAGGAACAAAAGGAGUUCAAGGACUCAGGCAAGGGUCAUUUCUGGAUAUGCUACAAGGGUGUUAGGUAGAAAUUUGGGGCACAUAGGGUUCAUCUAGCCUUCAGGGCUCCAGGACUUCCUGGUGGUGAGGAGUGGUGGCAUACUAGUGUUAAAAUGCUGUGUUCACUUCUGACUCUUACAGCUUCAGGCAACUAGGGUGUAACGUUUUUGCCCUCUG
This is a messenger RNA of Alexandromys fortis (reed vole), 5410 nucleotides long. Its product is annotated as zinc finger protein 606. NCBI's taxonomy places the organism in Eukaryota, Metazoa, Chordata, Mammalia, Rodentia, Cricetidae. Gene Ontology annotation, biological process: negative regulation of transcription by RNA polymerase II. The record is from RefSeq and is a predicted model, not a curated record. The transcript is spliced from 4 exons. The coding region runs from base 1444 to 3546 and encodes 700 amino acids. Gene Ontology annotation, molecular function: DNA-binding transcription repressor activity, RNA polymerase II-specific; RNA polymerase II cis-regulatory region sequence-specific DNA binding.